Xiphias gladius (swordfish) is the source of this 2017-nucleotide messenger RNA. RefSeq names its product galectin-5-like. The record is from RefSeq and is a predicted model, not a curated record. Bases 805 to 1545 code for a protein of 246 amino acids. Gene Ontology annotation, molecular function: IgE binding; carbohydrate binding; laminin binding. The transcript is spliced from 7 exons. Gene Ontology annotation, biological process: positive chemotaxis; monocyte chemotaxis; macrophage chemotaxis. Gene Ontology annotation, cellular component: nucleus; immunological synapse. Lineage: Eukaryota; Metazoa; Chordata; Actinopteri; Istiophoriformes; Xiphiidae.
CGGACUAGAUGUGGCUUGAGCGGAAGAAGCCGAGGCCGCGGGACCGAGGGCGAGUUGAUGCGUAAAGGCUGUUUUUGCAGCUCAGACUCGGCACCGGCCGCGUCUGGUCCACCGACACCUGUAGACCACCUCGCUACAUGACGUCACCGCGGUGGCGCUUUUCCUCGCGUAGCCGCGUGUGACACACGUGCGUUCGUUUUCCAGAGCGUGAACCCGUCUCAAGACCGGUCUCUAGUCCGGUCCAGUCCGGCCGUGGCGCCAAACACACGCACCAGGAUCUGAAGCAGUUCAGAUUAGCUCCACCUCGGCGCAUCGCCGCGUUCAGACGCAUCAGAAACAACCAACCAGUCACAUCACGUCCAGCGGUGUUCACCGCUACCUGAGAGCGAGCGCAAAUCCAACCAAGUAAAAGUCGUUGGGGUAAAACCAGGAGGCGCUGAGACGUGGCUCUUGUGGACUCGAGGGUCCACAAGACCCGCUCCAGUAAGAGGAGGGAAACGGAUGAAACCCACUUCAUUUCGUUUCCUGGCGAACAGACGUCAGACAUGAGGCUGCCGCUCUGGCUCAGGCCACGAACGCACCCUCCACACGGGACACAAGUCGGGAGAAGGUUCCGCGAAGGCCGGUAGAAAGACCUCAAAAGACUCUCCACUCAGCCUCUAAAGAGCAUCUCUGGGUCGAGUUUGGGACCCGCAGUCGUUACCGCACGCGCAACGUUUUUCUGACACCGUGUCUGCGGUGGUGGAGAGUAACUGAGUACAUUUACUCGGGUACCGUACAGUUUCGAGAUCACAAAGGAGCAGGAUGGACCUCUCAGACGCUCUCGGCGAUUGGCCCUCUGAUGGAAACAAACAAGCAGGAGGUGGCGGUCCCUGGCCCGGACAACCCAACAAUCCCACCUGGCCAGGUCAGACCCCUGCCAACCCCACCUGGCCUGGAGGUCCGUCUGGAGGUGGAGGCAUGUGGCCUGGAGGAAACCCCCACCAGCCCACCUGGCCUUCCCCCUCCCCACAACCUUCAGCACCUGGAGGAUGGCCCAGUCCUUCACCUGGACCUGGACCUGGAGCUGGAGCUGGACCUAGGCCUGGACCUGGACCCAUCUUCCCCACCCCUCCUCAACAGAGUCUGGCGGUGCCGUACAAACAGGAUCUGCCCAGUGGAGUUUAUGAAAACCUGCUGAUCACCAUCGCUGGAACCAUCAAACCCAACGCUGACAAGAUCACAGUGGAUCUGUCCACGAAGAACGACCUGGCCUUCCACUUCAACCCCCGCUUCAACGAGAGCGGCAGGAAGGUGAUCGUCAGGAACAGCUGCAUCGGCAAGAGGUGGGGCAAAGAGGAGAGAGACCUGCAGCACUUCCCCUUCGUCCCGGGACAGCCCUUCGAGAUAAAGAUCCUGUGCACCAACCGGGAGUUUAAGGUGGCCGUCAACAACUCUCACCUGCUGGUGUACAAACACCGGAUCACCGACCUGAGAUCCAUCAAGACGCUCAACAUCCUCUACGACCUCAACCUGUCCAAGGUCAAAACAGAGUCCCUGCCCUGAGAGAGACCACCGGGUCCGCCGCAGAUCCACUGGAGAGCCACCACAGAUCUAAGGGGUGGGGGUGUCAUCUGCAGAUAUACAGGAGAUCACCAGUCAAUCCAUAAGAAUCACAGAACAACUGGAAAUCCAUCACGGAUCCACUGAAGAUCAUCAGCGGAUCUACAGUAGAUUUACAGAGCAUCAUUGGUGGAGCCACAAUAGAGGAUCUUCCAUAGAUCCUGUAGAUUUAGAGGUGACCACCAUAGAUCCAGAGAAAAUGAUCAGUAAGUGAUUGUAGAUCACGAUCAGUAGAUCCUCAGUUAAUCCAAAAUAGACCUGAAGAUGAUUCCUGGUCAGGUUUAGAAUAAAAUCUCCAUCUAUGCAUUAAACAUCCACAGAAGGUUCUCAGUGGAUCCUCAGUGUCUCUGUCCCUGGGAGAGAGUUUUCCUCUGUGUGUACUCAGGUGACUCAUAAAUAAAGGGUUCAUCUUUAA